Molecule: messenger RNA, 951 nt
Organism: Acanthosepion pharaonis
Lineage: Eukaryota; Metazoa; Mollusca; Cephalopoda; Sepiida; Sepiidae
Source: the annotation of a GenBank genome assembly
AUGAGAGAGAAAUCUACCGGUGAAUGCGUUUAUUAUCAAAAUAGACGCACGCCUGAAUCUCAGGAACAAGUAAAAACUCUGUCUGCAAUUUUUACCCACGAAGACGCACACAAUCCUCCGGAUUUGACGAGAAAGUUUACCAACUUUUUCAUUGACGAUAUAUUAAAACCUGAAUUUGGUAAAAAACCCUUUGAAACGGGUACAACCACAAUUGCAACACUUAGUCCUGUUGUACGCAGACUAAAAUCCUUUCAUUCUUCUUCUUUUCCUUUUUCUUCUCUCUCCCAGUCAUCUUUAUCGUCUCCUUCCUCCCCCUCAUCAAAAGUCUCACAAAAUUCUGGCGUUCCUCCUUCGGGUAAGAAGAAAAAUUCCUCUCGUUAUGGGUCUGACCAGAGGAGAUGUUCGCCAUCCAAAUCGUCUACACAUUUGACAUCCAUCUCGGUAGCAUCACUAGACUCUUCUCAUAUUCUACAGACUGAGUCAGACAAACAACAAACAUUAUCACCAACGUCGCUGGGUACUGCUAAAAAGGACUUAACGACAGGGACACCAGUUGACCCAAAGUCCAACGAGAACCUGCCACAAUCUACGGGAUUCCAAUUCAAAUAUCCAGCCUGGGUUUUCUGCACGCGAUAUUCAGACAGGCCAUCUUCGGGUCCACGUUCACGAAAAAUGAAGAGAAAAGAUAAAAAGCCGGAUGAGAAACGACCCCGAACAGCAUUUACCCCAGAACAACUGCAGAAAUUGAAACGCGAGUUUGAUCUUGGUAGAUAUCUCACAGAAGAUCGUCGACAAUCUUUGGCCAAGGAACUCGGUUUGAACGAAUCACAAAUAAAGAUUUGGUUCCAGAAUAAACGCGCCAAAAUGAAGAAAGUUUCUGGCACCAAAAAUCCACUUGCUUUACAAUUGAUUGCUGAAGGAUUGUAUAAUCACCAGACUAGCAAAGAUUGA